GUUCACGUCUGUUUUCAGGACCAUAACUUUGGAAUUAAUCAUUUUCUUCCCAUGACUUAUGAAUUUCUAAAAAAUGGUUCAUGAGUUGGAAAUAAAAUACCCCUCAUUCCACUGAAUGCAAUUUCCCCUUCUUUCUGUUGACUCGAGAUAAGGAAAGCUGCUCCCAAAAUUUUGCUCCACUAGUCAAGAUAACUGAGACCAUGGCGAAACUCAUUUCAAGCAGGUGCAGUAUCCAAUCAGUGGUGCCGGAAUCAUAUAUAUUGCCACCGGAACAAAGACCCGGUAACUCAGUUGCUCCUCCCGGCAAGACUAUUCCGAUAAUUGAUCUCGACGGCGAUCGGAUUGAAGUGAUUCAGGAAAUCAUCGCGGCUAGCCAGGAAUAUGGAUUCUUUCAGUUGAGAAACCAUGGGGUGUCGGAAGAGUUAAUGAAGGAUGCGUUGGUGGUGGCCAAGGAGUUCUUUGAUUUGCCUGUGGAGGAGAAAGAGAGGUUCUACUGUGAGGAUCUGAAUCUCAUCGGUUGUGCGGUCAGAACAAGCAUUGACUUCCCCAAAGAGAAGUUCCAUUUCUGGAGAGACGUUUUGAGGCACCGUACUCACCCCUUGGAGGAUCAUAUUCACCAUUGGCCCGAAAAUCCGGCUCGCUACAGGGAAGUGUUUGCACCAUACUCAGUGGAGGUGAGAAACCUUGGUUUGCGGAUUUUGGAUCUAAUCUGCGAAGGGUUGGGCCUCGAAUCAGGCUACUUCCGGGGACCAUUGAGCAAGGGCCAAUUGAUGCUUGUUAACCAUUAUCCACCAUGUCCUGAUCCAACCUUGGUAUUGGGCUUGCCCAAACAUGGUGAUCCACACCUUAUCACCCUUCUUAACCAAGGGGAUGUGCCUGGGCUUCAAGUCUGGAAAGAUGAACAAUGGGUCACAGUUGAGCCAAUUCCUAAUGCCUUUCUGGUUAAUAUCAAUCACAUGUUACAGAUUAUCAGCAAUGGGAAGUUGAAGAGUGCAUAUCACAGGGUGGUCACGAGUUCAAACGUUGAUCGAACAACGGUUGCUGGCUUCAUCCUUCCUUCCGAUGAUAGCCUUAUUGAACCAGCCAAAUCUCUUGUUAGCGAAUUGAGUCCCCCGCUGUACAAAUCUUUCAAACGUGGAGAUUUCGACAACAUUUACUUCAGUGAUACCCAUGAGGGAAACGAUCCGCUCGAGCACUUUAGGAUCUGAUCUUAAGUAGGUUUUUGUGCUCGGCGGUUAAACAUGUAUCUAGUUCAAAAGUCUCUUGCUUACUAACUUGCUAAAUAAGAGAGACUAAACAUGUAUAACAACUGCCGUCGUGUCGUGAUCUUCAUGUUAUUGUGCAUUUUUGUUACGUAUAUGUAUGCUAAAUAAGCAUCAUCUCUUGGAAACCACUGGAAAUUUCAGUGGAAAUAUGAUUUGUUAUGUUUUAUAAAAAAAAUUCAUUCCAUGGCCA
This is a messenger RNA of Rhododendron vialii, 1455 nucleotides long. RefSeq names its product hyoscyamine 6-dioxygenase-like. The record is from RefSeq and is a predicted model, not a curated record. Bases 201 to 1208 code for a protein of 335 amino acids. The transcript is spliced from 4 exons. NCBI's taxonomy places the organism in Eukaryota, Viridiplantae, Streptophyta, Magnoliopsida, Ericales, Ericaceae.